AUGAGACUUUCGCUCCCUUUCGUUGCGCUUUGCGCAAUUCCUGCUGCUGUUGGCAUUGCCAUCCCCGACAGCUCAAAGGAGAUUGGCAAAAGCGACUACGACAAGCACCACGGAGAGCAUUACCAUGGAGUGCACAAGUACCAUCAUGGGGAUCACAAGCAUAAGCACAAGCAUCUUCAUCCCCAUGAGCAUAUCCACCACGUUCACCAUAAGCAUCCUAUCAAGCCUUGCCCUAUCCUUACCAAGGAAAGGGUUUGCAAGGACUUCCAUGAACUCACCGACGAGGUUGAGAAGGUGAUUCACGUUGCCCAGACCAAGGAUUGCGGCAACGAUGAGUCUUGCUGGAGUGGAGUUGUCUAUCACAUCUACAAGCUCGAGCACCGUCUUGAUGUCUAUGACAAGGAGAUCGAUUAUACUACACUCAAGAAGUGUUUCGGCUGCGGCCAGGAGUCUUAUAUCAUUGACUGCUACCUUGGCUAUGCCGAUGCGCUGAUCCGCCUUCUCAAGGUACUCAAGCACAAGACCAAGCAUCUUGAGGGUGAGGUUGAUCGCCCCGUCCUUACUGCUAUCAACAGUCUUCGAUCUGCCAACUACGCCCUGACUUAUGAGAUUGGUCGCCGCAUCAGCUGCAAGAAGACCCUCAAGAUCAUCAUGGAGAAGCAGGGUGCCAACGACGGCAGCACCAAGGGCAGCGUCCAGCAAGCUUUUAGCAAGUUCAUCUACACUCCUCUGAUCACCGGCGAGGACUUUGAGAACAAGGGUUCCUACGGCGACCCUCGAGAGGAGAAGUCGGAGAAGGAGUAUAACAAGGAGGUCAAGGUCUUCAAGCAUCACCACGAGCAUCACCACGGUCACCAUCACGGUCACAAGCAUGGCCAUGGCCAUCUUCAUGCUCACGAGCAUGGACACAAGCACGGCCACGUGUACCACAAGUACAAGCAUGACGAGUACAAGCAUGACGACAAGGACAAGAACGACGAGUACAAGCAUGACGACAAGGACAAGAACGACGAGUAUAAGCAUGAUGAGCCUCACUAUAAUCAUCUUUCUGUUCGUAACCGAGAUUGGCAAUUCGUGGACAAGGACAAUUACUCACUGGAACCCAGUAACGAUCACUACGUCAACAACCCUUAUGGUGCCUACCGCAGCAUACAGAAGGAGGAAGAGAGGAAAGAGAAAGAAAAUGAGGAGGAGCAGAGAGCAAAGGAUCUGGUGUGGUUGCGUCGAGAACAGAUGAAGGAAUUUGUUUGGGACAGGGGAUAUGCGCCAGAACCACCAGUGUGGCAUUCACCACACCGCAGCCCUUACAACCACUACAACGGCAAUCGUCGCUGGGAAUAA
Fusarium poae is the source of this 1341-nucleotide messenger RNA. RefSeq lists its product as uncharacterized. The transcript is spliced from 4 exons. The coding region runs from base 1 to 1341 and encodes 446 amino acids. The record is from RefSeq and is a predicted model, not a curated record. Lineage: Eukaryota; Fungi; Ascomycota; Sordariomycetes; Hypocreales; Nectriaceae.